AUGACUGUAUCGAAGCAAAGGCUUUUGAAAAUAGCAGAAUUAUCUGCAAAGAUAUUUGAUCAAAAUUUUAAUCCUAGUGGUGCUAGAACUGGUUCAAAAAUAUUAUCAACCAGACUUAAAGGUGCGUCAAUUGCCAGUUAUUAUGGUAACCCUGAUGUAUUGAAGUUCAAACACAUGAAGACAUUGUAUCCAGAUAUGAAGUUUACAGAUGCAGAAGAAGAAUAUAGAUUAUCAAUGGUGGAAGCAAGGAAACGUCGUGGGAAAGGUACUCCUACAAAGAAGAAAUCUGCUGAUGGUAAGAAAAAAGGUAAAAAGAAAUAG
This is a messenger RNA of Vanderwaltozyma polyspora DSM 70294, 321 nucleotides long. It is a transcript of the gene RSM27, whose product is annotated as mitochondrial 37S ribosomal protein mS33. Lineage: Eukaryota; Fungi; Ascomycota; Saccharomycetes; Saccharomycetales; Saccharomycetaceae. The coding region runs from base 1 to 321 and encodes 106 amino acids. Gene Ontology annotation, cellular component: mitochondrion. The transcript has a single exon. The record is from RefSeq and is a predicted model, not a curated record.